Molecule: messenger RNA, 5579 nt
Organism: Schistocerca cancellata (South American locust)
Lineage: Eukaryota; Metazoa; Arthropoda; Insecta; Orthoptera; Acrididae
Product: myrosinase 1-like
Exons: 11
Coding region: 66-1532 (488 amino acids)
Biological process (GO): carbohydrate metabolic process
Molecular function (GO): beta-glucosidase activity
Source: RefSeq, a predicted model, not a curated record
UCCGUCGUCUAGUUAGGGCGGCGUGUGGAGACAGCAGGACUGCUGCAUUGUUGUGACGUGAGAAUAUGGCUACGAAGAAAGCUCCAUCGGCAGCGACUUCAUCAGUCGCGGCAGAACGCUGCUUCCCUCCGGGCUUCAUGUUAGGAGCCGCCACUGCCGCCUACCAGGUAGAAGGCGGCUGGAAUGCAGACGGGAAAGGUGAGAACAGCUGGGACCGAAUAACGCACACCCAUCCAGAGCUGGUCACAGAUGGUAGCAAUGGUGACAUCGCGUGUGAUUCAUACCACCGGUACAAAGAAGACGUGAAGGCCAUCAAAGAGAUGGGGAUGGAUUUCUAUCGUUUCUCCAUCAGCUGGGCACGUAUUUUACCUGAUGGAACCGCCAGUAACGUGAACGACAAAGGAAUUGAUUACUAUAGGACGAUGAUGACAGAACUCUUAGAUAAUGGGAUUCAGCCUAUGGUAACGAUGUUUCACUGGGAUCUUCCGCAACCACUGCAAGAGAUGGGAGGUUGGAUGAACCCUCUUAUGGCAGACUUCUUUGAGGACUAUGCAAGAGUACUUUUUUCACAGUUCGGAGAUCUGGUGAAAUGGUGGAUUACCUUCAACGAGCCGGGCCACACAGCCAGAUCAUAUACCACUAACUUCAUUAUUCUGCCAUUCUAUGAAUUACGCAAGCAAGGAGCCAAUUACUUGGCUAUAGACACAAUUCUAAAGGCACACGCCAGAGUGUAUCACAUGUAUGACAAGGAAUUCCGCCCCUGCCAGGGAGGUAAAGUGGGAAUAACAAUGCACAGCUAUUGGUACGAGCCACCAAAUGAUACAGAGGAGGCCCGUGAAGCCUGUUCAAUAGCGAUUCAGUUUGACCUUGGUAUCUUUACCCAUCCAAUAUUCAGCAAAACUGGAGACUACCCUGAAGUAGUGAAACGAAAGGUGGCUGCAGCAAGUCUGGCAGAGGGAUGGCGCAAGUCAAGACUUCCCGAGCUCUCGCAGGAGUGGAUUCGGAAGAUUAAGAAUACGGCAGAUUUCUUUGGCUUGAACCACUACACUACGUAUUAUGCUGAGCUGUCAGAAAAUUCUGACUGGUGGCUUCAUGAUUCCGGUGUUCAUUUGUCACAGGAUCCGAAAUGGCCUGCUGCUACUUCUUCAUGGCUGAGGAUAGCGCCCUGGGGUCUCAACAAAUUGCUGAACUGGAUCAAGAAUGAAUAUGACAAUCCACCUGUGAUGAUAACUGAGAAUGGCUUUUCUACAACUGGAGAAGAAGGGCUGCAUGACACACAAAGGAUCAACUAUUUCAUUAAAUAUCUGAAUGCAGUACUUGACUCAGUUGAUGAUGGAUGCAACAUCCUUGGCUACACAGUGUGGAGUGUUCUUGACAACUUUGAAUGGGCCAGGGGCUACAGUGAGAAAUUUGGUCUGUAUCAAGUUGACUUCAGUCAUCCACACAGAACACGGACACCAAGAGACUCAGCAAAACUGAUUAAGGAUAUAUGUCAUUCAAGAAAAAUAGUUGCAAUUUCAUCCAAGCAAUGACUCAGUUCUUCUUCAGUGUGUGUAUUGUCCAGAGGGACUUGCAAGCUGUGCUGUUAUUUCCACUAUAUAAUGAUCUCUGUAAGGAUGUGUAGGUAAUUUCACUUUUUUUUUCUUUAGUACAGAGUGGAAGAACUGAGUAUAUAGUAGGUAUUAUUGGAAAUGUCUUCUUAUUAAAAAAGAGCAACUACAUUUGUGCUUUUUCUUAUAAAGAUUCAGAAUUGCUUUUUUUUACAUGGUAAACCCAACAGUAUUUUCUCACCUUAUCCAGUUUUCGGCAGGCUUAAAGCAAAUUCACAUGUAUGUUUAUUUUUUAAAGACAACUACUCUCCAACAGAUGAAUGGGCACAUAAAAGCACAUAACAAGUCAAAAAACUGUUAAUUCUUGAGCUGUAUUAAUGAGCAUGUUCACAUUGUGGUAGGUUUAUUUCACCAGUCACCCCAGUAGCAGCAUCACUGUCUUCAACAACUGUUUCAGUACCUGUAUGUCCAUACCCUAACCCUCUUCUGACCCCUACCCCAGCAACUACUGUUUUUUUAACUAAGGAGUUUGGAAACAGUCCCUCCAGUAUAACCUUCAGAUUCACAAAUUUCUAGCUUAAACUUCUGUCUGCUAGUCCCAUCUAUGGUCACGGCCUUCCCAGUCUGUACUACCCUUCCCCUCUCCCUUAACCUUCCUUUACCCCUACUGUAAACUCUUGCAUAAGGUAGAUUUUCCAGCAUGAGUCCCACACGCUAUACUUACCAGCAUACGAAACUGGCUGACAUGUGAGUCCCACACGCUAUACUUACCAGCAUACGAAACUGGCUGACGUGUGGUGUAAGUAGUAUGUCCUCAUAGACUGGACACAAAGAAAAUGUUGUACAUAGCUAUAUGUCAGCUGGUGCAAGAUUGUCAUUGUAUCACUACUGCAUUUUCAAAUCUGCCAGGAAGUAUCCCUUGAGUCACUAAAACAUUAUGAAAAUAGUUCAAAGUUUGUCCUAUCACUUCAGCACAAGAGUUUAAUCCUGUAAGAGGCACUGGGAAUAUAUAUAUACCACUAUAAACAACUGGGAUGACCACAUAUAAUUGUUUUUCUCCUGAUUCACUGUUAUAAAUAUUUACCAGCCCAUACCUCACUGCAGACUUCAAAAUAUAUAGUAAACUGAGCAGGUUUAUUCAUUGCUAUUCCCAGAAUAUUUACAUAUUUCAUUGUUAUGCAGUAAAAAGUCUUUUGUCAUGUGAAGGGUUAUUACUCUACUAGAAAUACUGUCACAACCAGAUGAAUUGGCACUCUUUAACAAUAUAAUGGCUUUUCUUAUGGCAAAUAGGAUCACAAAAAUAAUGACAUGUUGAAGGGAGUCAUAUUUAAAAGAAUUAUAAACAUUCUCAAUAAGUGCAACCUAAUGUUUGAAAAUCAAAAUGGAUUCUUAAAAUGUAAAUCAACUAUCACAUCAGCUGCUCCAUUAACUGAAGCAGUAAUAUUUGGCAUCAAGAACAAGUAAGAUGUUGCAGGUACAUACUCAACCUUGAGACACCUUUUGACUGUGUGAAUGCUACUAUCCUAUUAGCUAAGCUAUGGGACAUUGACAUCAGAGGCACUGCUCAUGACCUAACAAAGUCUUACAUGAGCAACAAAAACAGUUUGUACUGCUUAAAAUUGAAAGUCGUGUCCACAGAUCUAAAAUCGCUAAUAUAAAAUAUUAAGUGCCCCAGGGCUUUGUAUAGGGUCCUGUUCUGUUUUUUAUUUAUGUAAAUAACAAAACAUUUCACUCAAUGUUCCAAAGUAGUUUUGUAUGCAGAUAAUAUGCCUAUUGUGUGUAAAAAGAAAUCAUUUAACAAACUACACACCCAUUGUAAUAAUGUGACAAAUGAAACUGUUCAAUACUUUAAUAAAGCCACACAAAUGUAAGCAACAGGAAAACAUGUUUCAUGGAGUUCAAUAAAAAUAGUUCCAAUGAUGAAAUUAAACUAUACACAGGCAAGAGUUGAGUGUAAAAUUCAUUGGCUUAACAAUUCAAAGCAACCUACAAGGGGACACGUGUUGACACUCUGUCAUUUAAGUUAUCUAAGAAUAUAUUUGCAGUUAAUAUAAUUAGCAAGUUCUGCAAAGAGACUGUUGUCCUAAAGACUUGAUACCAUGAUUUCUUUUCCUCUCACCAGAAUUAUGGAAUAGAAAUUUGGGGAGCAACAACCAAAGCAAAUCUAAAUAAGUUAUUGCUACUUCAAAACAGGGUUGUAAGAAACAUGUGCAUAGUGAAAUAUAAGGGAUCAUGCCAUGACUUGUUUCCAAAAACUAUUGUGCUAACUGUAGUAAACAAGUACAUUCUAAAAGCCAUAUUACUUGUUAAAAGACAGCAGCCCAACAUUUGUUCUGAUUUGCAUCAGUAAAAUUGCAGAAAUAAAGAAAAAAUUUCAUAAGCAGCCACAGAACAGAACUCUAUGAAAUGGAUCCACAAUAUGCAGGUUUAGAAUUAGCAAAUGCACUGCCCAGUACAGUAAUGACCCUUCCCACAAUGAAGCUUAAAUUUCAGCUGAAGAAACUCCUUUUACAAAUUCCCUUUUACCACAUCAGAAGAAUAUCAUCCUUUCAUGCAAAAUUAGAAAUGCUUUCAAAAAAUAUGUUAAUAGUGUUAAGCAAACCAUUUUAUUUUUUGUAAUCUAAUCAUUUUGUUAAUCAAUGACAUAUUCAGAAGAAUGUAUUAUUGUAUUAUGUGUCAAGAAUUCUAAUCUGUAUUUGUACAUAACCAAUGAAUCAUAUGAUGUUAAAUAAAGUAUUAUUAUUAUUUCUUUCCUUUCUCAGAUGUUACAUCUGGUUAAAAAUGGAAAGUGACGCACACCUUGAUCAAGCGUGACUUCCUUUUAACUGUACGGUAUAUGUUACAUUGCAUUUAGGAACUUUCGGAUAAUUGAACAUGUGUCAAUAAUUACAGAUUUCUGUAGUCGUAUAUAUAAGUUUGGAUGUAGUUGUAUUACAUUGAUGUACUGGUGGAUAUUGUGUGGUAUGACUCCUGUAGUUGAUAGUAUAAUUGGUAUAAUGUCAACUUUAUCCUGAUGCCACAUGUCCUUGACUUCCUCAGCCAGUUGGAUGUAUUUUUUCAAUUUUUUCUCCUGUUUUCUUUUGUAUAUUUGUUGUAUUGGGUAUGGAUAUUUCGAUUAGUUGUGUUAAUUUCUUCUUUUUGUUGGUGAGUAUGAUGUCAGGUUUGUUAUGUGGUGUUGUUUUAUUUGUUAUAAUGGUUCUGUUCCAGUAUAAUUUGUAUUCAUCAUUCUCCAGUACAUUUUCUGGUGCAUACUUGUAUGUGGGAAUGUGUUGUUUUAUAAGUUUAUGUUGUAAGGCAAGCUGUUGAUGUAUUAUUUUUGCUACAUUGUCAUGUCUUCUGGGGUAUUCUGUAUUUGCUAGUAUUGUACAUCUGCUUGAGAUUAUUAUUAUUACUGAACUUAAAAAGGAUCCCAUAGCACAUUAUAUUCUUAACUAUGAAAACAGUUGAAGUAAAAACAUAACUAAUGAGCUCAAAGAGGAUUCCAAAAUCCAUGGUACACUACCACCCCACAGUGUAAGAUCACUUAGUUGACCAGUGAGAUGAUGCCAGGAGAACUUCAUGAUGAGACAGUAACAGGUCAGGAAGCCUGAUACUUGGAAGGAUGAUGAUGAUGAUCUCUGUAUGACUUUCACAGUUACAAAAAAUUAUCUGUUGUGUAAACAGUCCCUCUGUGUGUAAAUCUACUGUAUCCAUCUAUGAGAGUUAAUUAGAAAGUACUGAAGAGGAAUUAAUCAUUGGUUUUAUCUUUAUUUACUUCAGUGUAUCAUCAGUAGUUCCACUGUUAACACAUGUGAACUAAAAUUCUUUUUCAUGAAUGUUACAUCUGUCUUGUUUAACAAUAUUAUAAUGUGGACUGUUUUUGUUACCACUGUAUAGUACAUGUCUUGCUUGUUUUGUAAUACAGACGCUGGUAAUGAAAAUGCGAUCCUUGGCUACAGUCUGUCAUCAGAAUUAGAUGGUCUCUCUUCCUUGUAAAUGUCAACUUUAUUCACUUGUCUAUACUUCUGUUUAUUUUUACAUUUAUAUAUU